AUGGCUGCAUCACCGGCGGGGUCGGGGGUGAGCGCCGGCCUGGACGAGAGCCCCACGGGUAAGAGGUGGUGGGACCCCCUGAGGUGUUCCCAUCCAUGUCCCUGGGUUGGACCAGCAGAGAUGGGAGCCACCCCAUCACCAGGAUGCUGGGGAGCAGCAGGGAGACAGGAGGGACAGGGACAUUGGGGUGUCCUGAGUCAUCCUGAAUGCGGUGGCUCCUCUCCUGCAGGGCUGAGCCCGGCCCCUGGCAAGGCGCUGAGCCCCGUGCUGCUGUGCAAGGUGUGCGGUGACACCAGCAGUGGGAAGCACUAUGGCAUCUACGCCUGCAACGGCUGCAGCGGCUUCUUCAAGCGCAGCGUCCGCAGGAAGCUCAUCUACAGGUGCCAGGCGGGGACAGGGCUGUGCCCGGUGGACAAGGCGCACCGCAACCAGUGCCAGGCCUGCCGGCUCAAGAAGUGCCUGCAAGCCGGCAUGAACAAGGACGCUGUGCAGAACGAGCGCCAGCCCCGCAGCACGGCCCAGGUCCGGCUGGACAGCAUCGAGCUGGAUGCUGAGCUGCCCCCUGAGCACGUGGCCACCACCCGUGAGGUGCCGCCGAGCCCCUGCCCGGCUCCUCGCGGCCCCAGUGCCACCGCCGCUGUCACCCCUGGUCCCCAGGCAUCCACCCCGCCCACCAACCAUCGCUUCAUGGCCAGCCUGAUGACGGCCGAGACCUGCGCCAAGCUGGAGCCCGAGGACGCCGAUGAGACGGUGGAUGUGACGGGCAGCGAGCCGGAGCGGACAGCGAGCGAGUACCAGGUGGCACCGUACCCAGCGGCCAGCCCUGAAAACGUCUAUGAGACCUCUGCACGUCUCCUCUUCAUGGCGGUGAAAUGGGCCAAAAACCUGCCUGUCUUCUCCAACUUGCCCUUCCGCGACCAGGUGAUCCUGUUGGAGGAAGCGUGGAGUGAGCUGUUCCUGCUCUGUGCCAUCCAGUGGUCCAUGCCUCUGGAGAGCUGCCCGCUGCUGGCUGUUCCUGAGCCGGGCCCUGGGAAGCUGCUGCCAGCUGCCUUGGAUGUCCGGGCACUGCAGGAGACCCUUGCCCGCUUCAAGGCACUGGCUGUUGACCCCACCGAAUUCGCCUGCAUGAAGGCCGUGGUGCUCUUCAAACCAGGUGAGGGAUCCACCAGCACCCACCACUGCCCUGCCCUGUGCCCCCAAACCACCCCUCACACCCUGGCCCCUGCAGAGACCCGUGGCCUGAAGGACCCUGAACAGGUGGAGAACCUGCAGGACCAGUCACAGGUGAUGCUGGGCCAGCACAACCGCUCUCACUACCCUGGGCAACCUGUCAGGUUCGGGAAGCUGCUGCUGCUCCUCCCAGCGCUGCGCUUCAUCUCCUCCGAGCACGUGGAGCUGCUCUUCUUCCGCCGCACCAUCGGCAACACCCCCAUGGAGAAGCUGCUGUGUGACAUGUUCAAGAACUGACCUCCCCCGGCCCGAUGUCGCCUGCCAUUGACACCCUGUCACCUCCACCCUGGGUCUCCUCGCCCCGGGGUGCUGCAGGGUGUGAAGGUGCCUG
Molecule: messenger RNA, 1561 nt
Organism: Neopsephotus bourkii (Bourke's parrot)
Lineage: Eukaryota; Metazoa; Chordata; Aves; Psittaciformes; Psittacidae
Gene: NR2E3
Product: nuclear receptor subfamily 2 group E member 3
Biological process (GO): anatomical structure development; positive regulation of transcription by RNA polymerase II; cell differentiation
Molecular function (GO): RNA polymerase II cis-regulatory region sequence-specific DNA binding; nuclear receptor activity; zinc ion binding
Source: RefSeq, a predicted model, not a curated record